Molecule: messenger RNA, 1695 nt
Organism: Saxophila tyrrhenica
Lineage: Eukaryota; Fungi; Ascomycota; Dothideomycetes; Mycosphaerellales; Extremaceae
Exons: 2
Coding region: 1-1695 (564 amino acids)
Source: RefSeq, a predicted model, not a curated record
AUGCUGUACGGACCAUCCUGGGAGCAGCUCCAUGAAAACCGCUUCCAUAGCAGAGUCAACCAUCACGCCGUAACAGAUCUCGCAAGCCAUUUCGCCGGCCGCACAAGCCUUCCGGACUUACCGAUUCAGGAAGACUCCUGCGAUGUCCUGGUCAUCGGCGGUGGCAACGCUGGCUUCUCCGCCGCGGUCUCUGCAGCAGAGGCCGGCGCGAAACGCGUUGUCAUCAUCGAUAAAUGCCCGGAGGAUUGGGCAGGCGGAAACUCCUACUUCACCGCCGGAGCGAUGAGGACAGUACACGGUGGUCUGGACGAUCUCCUCCCCAUCGUCAACAACGUCGACUCUGAGCUGGCCAAGAAUAUCGAUCUGGAUCCUUAUACGAAGGAGAACUUCCAAGGCGAUAUGGAGCGGAUAUGUCUUGGUAGAUCGAAUCCACGACUUCGGGAUAUCUUGAUUAAUGAGUCCAAUGAUGCGAUCAAGUGGCUUGCAAAAAAGGGCGUGCGGUAUCAAUUGUCUUUCAAUCGCCAGGCCUUCCUGGUUGACGGUCGGUACAAGUUCUGGGGUGGCCUUCAUCUGAAGACCGAAGAGGGCGGCAAGGGCUUGAUUGAGGACCACAAGAAGAUUGCUCGAUCGCACAACAUUCAAGUCUUCUUCUCGACUGCAGCAACCGCGCUUCACAAAGACUCUAAGACUGGCGGUGUGACUUCUGUCAGCAUUGAACAGAACGGCAAGCCGUCGAACAUCAAAGCAAAGGCAGUCAUCAUGGCAGCUGGAGGUUUCGAGUCAAAUCCUCGCAUGCGAUCGCAGUACCUUGGACCUGGUUGGGACCUUGCCUAUGUCCGAGGGACGCCCUACAAUACUGGAGAUCUACUUGAGAUGGCCCAGCGAGACGUCUCGGCAAAGCAAGCAGGCCACUGGUCUGGCUGUCACUGCACUUGCUGGGAUGCCCAUGCUCCUGCGGACACAGGAGACAGAUACAUCUCGAAUGAGUUUACGAAGUCUGGCUAUCCACUUGGUGUGAUGGUUAACAACGCCGGCGAACGCUUUGUCGAUGAAGGCAUUGACUUCCGAAACUACACGUAUGCCAUCUUCGGCCGGGCAAUCCUGGGCCAGCCGGGUGGUGUCGCUUUCCAGGUCUGGGAUUCAAGGACAAUCCCGUGGCUGCGGAGCGAAGAGUAUCGGGAUGAAGUGGUAAAGAAGAUAUCUGGAAACACCAUCGAAGAGCUUGCUCAAAACUGUGCAAAGGAAGGGUUGCAAAACCAAAAGAAGUUCGUCGACACGCUCAAGACGUUCAACGAGGCGGUAUAUGCGCAAAUGGACGAGCAUCCGGACCGCAAGUGGGAUCCUGCUGUCCAGGAUGGCAUGUCGACUCAAGCAUCUACCUCGAAGCUGACCCUGGCGAAGUCCAACUGGGCACUGCCUAUCGACAAGGCGCCGUUCCUGGCUGUCAAGGUCACUGGUGGUAUCACGUUCACGUUCGGCGGCUUGGCAGUGAAUCCAGAAAGCACGGCUGUCAUCUCAUCUAUGACGCAGAAAGAGAUUCCCGGACUCUUCUGUGUGGGUGAAAUGCUUGGUGGAUUGUUCUACAGCAACUAUCCUGGUGGUAGCGGCUUGACUUCUGGUGCUGUGUUCGGGCGGAGAGCUGGCGCAUCAGCGGCGAGGCUUGUUGCUGGGUCUGACACUCAGGCCAAACUGUAA